Molecule: messenger RNA, 2187 nt
Organism: Suillus bovinus
Lineage: Eukaryota; Fungi; Basidiomycota; Agaricomycetes; Boletales; Suillaceae
Exons: 11
Coding region: 1-2187 (728 amino acids)
Biological process (GO): protein targeting to vacuole; Golgi to vacuole transport; Golgi to endosome transport
Cellular component (GO): membrane; Golgi apparatus
Source: RefSeq, a predicted model, not a curated record
AUGGCUCCCUGGCACAGGACAGUCGCUUUCAUAUGCUCAACGCUUGCUUUUCUUCUUCAUUUCGGUUGCACGUCUGCUGCUGAUCCAGAUCAUGCCAUAAACUACUUCAAUAAUGCACCAACUCGGUUGUUCUUUUUCGACGAUACGACUAGCGUGAUAUACCAUGAUGCCAUCUUCGGGGAAAUACAUGUUUUCCAGGACGAAGGCAAGACCUGGAAACGCGCAGACGACAUACCACCUGGCGAGGCUGCAAUGUUUAUUGAGCACCCAUUCAACAAUCGCGUGGCAUCUGUAUUAACAAACUCGUACACGCAUUACCGCACAGACAACCGCGGAAAGUCAUGGCGCACAUUCGACGUCCCUGAGCUACUGACCUAUGUCCAAAAACCACUCUCGUUCCACUCAGGUCCCAAAAAAUGGGAGUAUACCCUCUUCCAGACUACCAAAUGUGACCAAAUUUCCUGGGGAAAACGCUGUCGAGACGUGACAUACCACACCAAAGAUGGAUUUGCCUCAUCACCACAACUACUCCUAGACGACGUCUCCCAUUGCCAAUUCGCUCACAGUAGUAAGGACUUCAAACAUGACGCUCACGAAGACCUCGUCUACUGCGUCGCCUAUGACUCUUCCGCGGUGACUGACUCGCACAACAUUGCAAGCAGUCGUCUGUACUCCAGCACAGACUUUUUUGCCACUAAGCAGAACGAAGACCUUGGCAUUGGAAAGGAUGCCAAGGGUGUUGUGGCGUUUGAGAUCGUGUCCAAGUUUGCUGUGGUUGUGCUCAAGGACUUGACACCCAGCAGCGAGGGUGAAAUGCUAUUAUAUGUUACUGCGCGCUUGCGGCAAAACGCAUACACUAUCGUCGAGUCUACAGUCCAUUCUCUAGCAGUGGAUAUUGGCUUGCACGACAUAACCACUGUCGGUACCCUAUUCGUCAGCAACUCUAAUGGCACUUAUUUCGUGGAGAGCUUAAUGGACACGAACAGGAACUUGGGGGGGUACGUUGACUACGAUAUCAUAUAUGGGGUUGAGGGUGUUGGUAUUGCCAACAUUAUUGCUAAUGUGCAAGACGUUGAGAGGAAGAUGGCAGCCAAGCAAUUACGGUUGGUCAUCACAUUCAAUGAUGGCAGCUCAUGGGAUCCUCUUGUCGCUCCUAGCGGUACCUGCUCCUCUGAACCAUGUUCGCUGCACUUGCACUCAGUAACAAACAUGCACAACUAUGGCCCUGUUUUCUCGUCCCCGGCCCCUGGCUUCGUCAUGGGUGUUGGUUCCGUUGAAAAGGCGCUCGCGCUGUAUGAGGAGAGCAACACCUACAUGAGCACCGACGCCGGCCUGAUGUGGACCAUGGUCUGCGAAGGCGCAUGUCAAUACCAAUUCAGCGAUUCCGCAACUGUCAUCGUCAUUGUGGCGACGAACAACCUACUGACUACAUCAUGUACUCCACGGACAUGGGUCAGACCUGGUAUAUCUUUCCGCCCUGCUGCUUGCUGCGUGUGCAUGAACACGUACACUGUUGGGAUUCAAUCCCGUGCCAGGAGCUUGACGACGGUAUCGGAUUCGACGUCUCAGAAGUUCCUUCUCCUCAGCCAGGUCAUGCGGCAGUCCCAACAACCUAAUCAGGGCCACAACGCUGCCAUUUACCUCGACUUCGCUGCCCUUGAGCGCUGGAAGUGUGGUACAAACAACAAGGAGUCAUUGUAUGCAAGAGCCAAUACCAAAUCAGAGUGCAUCAUAGGUGCCAAGUCAUGGUACACGAGGCGCAAGGCUAACGCAGAUUGCUACAUGGGUGAGAAGUUCCAUGAUCCGCAAGUUCAUGAUGAUAAGUGCCCAUGCGAGGAACGUGAUUAUGAGUGCGACUACAACUACGUGCGGAGCGAUGGCAAAUGUGUACCUUCAUUUUCAAAGCGCAUACCCAGCACUCAGUGCACCCUUGGGACGCCCGGCGAAAAGUACAUGGGUUCAUCGGGAUAUCGCAAGAUCCCUGGGAACAAGUGUGAAGGUGGCUCUCCCAUGGACAAGCCUGUGUCUAAAGAUUGUUCUGGAGCUGAACCUGUUGAAGGAGCAAUCGUUCACCAGAUUCAUUCAUUCCCUAGUGAUAUUGUACAGAGCAAGUAUUUCAAGGACUCAAAGGUGAGUGUCCUAUACAUCGUACCAUAUCAAUACUUCAGCUCCCAUCUGCCUCCAUAG